UUCCCGUGUCAAGAUGGAUAAUCGACUACCACAACCCCCGACUCAGCCCUUUGCGGCCACCCACUCUGCCACCUCGCAGCCCUCAUCGACGUCGCAUACUCCUCAACACAGUCAAACCGCGCAGCCACCAGUCCAGAUUCCUUUCUCAGAUCCCUUCCACACUCGCGACCCAUUCAUGCCCUCGUCUACUCAGCACACUAGACGCGACAGCUACAGCAUUGGUCCUGCGACCCCUGCCAUGGGCACACCGUACGAAAGAGCUUGGAGCACACAGCCACAACCCCCAGCGCCGCUCGACCCCCCUCCACCACCGCCUCUCUCUUAUUCCUCCCGUAACAUGCCGCCGCCCUCGCCCACUUCAGGUCCAAACUCUUCUGCAUUCUCCAUGCCUGCCCCGCGUCAUACCACAUCCGCAUCGCCUUACGUUGGCUCGAGAGAUCUGCCGCCAUUCAACUCGAGACCUGGCGCAACCAUGUCCAUCUCAUCCUUGAUUGGCGGCGAUUCCUCGCGCCAUGGUAACCACUCGCCAAAGACUGUUGCGACCGCCCCAUCGCCUCCUAUGAAGCCUAUACAUCCCUCGUCUCCGCAAAGAGCUCGUUCAGCUAGCACAAGAGCCCUGAAUGGCCACUUCCCGCGACCACUCAGUCCCACUAGUAUUAUGCAAGCCCAAAGGCAGUCGGAUUCCAUGUCUCAGCAAUUCCACCAAUCUGCUCUUCAUCAGCCUCCACACAUGUCUCAACACAACGCCGCUCCAGGCUUCCGUCCCUUCCAGUCGUCUCCUCCAUCGGCUCAACACGAAGAACAUCAACCAUACCUAGGCCAUGCGCCUUCUCGUCCGAACAGUCAACCCAUGCACGCUCACCUCGACCAAGAGCUACGAAAUCGCCAAGAUAUGCACGACCGACCUCCUCCGCGUCAUCCUUCCGCCUUCCCACCAUACGCCGACCACAUGGGCAGACCUGGUCCCUCGUCGCAGCCGCCUUCGAGACCUGAUCUCGAGCGACAGGAGCUCAACGGGAAUGGCCAUCACCAGCUCCCUCAUACCAUGUCGCACACAGCCCGUUCCACGCCCGCACCUCCGCCCCCACAUCAGCCAUACGGUCGCCUCAAUUUUGGUUCUGCGCGAGAAGAGUAUCCUGGAUUGUUCCGUCCUGCAGUACAGGCGCCGACUAGGGAAGAGAUGGAACAACGUGGUCCUCACAAUGAGAUGCUCAGUCGACCUGAACACCGACACACACCCACCAUGAAUGGCAUGGAUGAUCGACAGAGGCCAAAUGCCGCGCAUUACGCCAUGUAUGGUCCACCGGGCUACGAAGCGAGAGAAGGAGAUGAACAUCCAUUGCAACGAGCGUUCCUAGGUGUUGCAUCAGAGAUCAGGCACAAAAAUGGACGCGCAUCGCCGCUACCACAAGCAGUUCAUGGAGCACAGCCACGGCAUACCGGUCCUGGAGCAGAUCCUGGCGUCAAAAGUGAGUUUGGUCGAAUGUUUUCCGGUCUCGGCAGUGGUGUUGGUAGUAAUACUCCCACAGCCGGCAUCGCAACCCCUUCACGCGGCAGUCCCGCCAGGCAGGCCGAUGCGAACGACGACACCGACAGCAGAAAGGCUCGAAGUAGAUUGCGAGAAGAUACUCGAGAGGACAGCGACAGUGUGGAUGGUAGAAACACUCCUACUGCCAGUCAGAGGGGUAGCAAACGUCCAAAGACGGCGCAUCCACCACCACCACCUCAUCACCACCAUCAUCAUGCCCAUGCCCAUCACCAUCACCACCAUCAUCAUGGCAUGCCAGAAGAACAAAUGUCUCACGGCUCUGCUCCUUUCCAUCCUCUCCGCUUUCCCUCUAACGCAAGUACGCCACAACAAGCUGGAAAUGCUGCUCCACCUCCUCAUCAUCACCAUCAUCACCAUCAUCACGCCGUUCAUGCCCAUCCACCUCAUCACCACCAUCACAACGUGAGACCUCCGCCUAUACCUUCGACGCGCAAACCUCAAACUACUGUCUCUAAUCAGGAGUUGCUUACGUCCGUCUCGUCUCUGCCGCGAAAACACCUUGGAAGUCAAGUCUACUCCACCAAGCUUAGUCUGCCUCCAAGAGAGUCUACACCACUCGACUUCAAGUAUCACUUCAAGAGCUCUGUCAAGCCGAUCCCACGCUUUGAAGACAAGGCGAAUUGCACUUUCACUGUUCGCGUUCCGCGCGCCUACCUUGGUGCCUCUAAUGUCGUCGAAGAAGAUGGUGAUACCGUCGCUGGUGGCCUGGAGGAGAUCUGUAAGACCCGCGCAGUCUGGGGAUCUGAUGUCUACUCGGACGACUCUGACCCUAUUGCUGCCGCUGUCCACUCCGGCUGGAUCCGUGGAGACUUUGGAGAGCAUAACGAAGAUCUCCGCGAGCUGUUCAAGGAAAGUCAAGCCGAAGAUGGCUCCGAGACUCCAGAACUCGGCAAACUGUACACAGAAAAGCCCGCAAGACCACUACGUGCACCAUCGAAGGCAGACUUGCACAUCACACUGCUCAUUCUGCCAGCGCUGACCUACUACACGGCCUCGACUCAAAACUUCCUGCGUUCUCGAGAAUGGGGAUCUGACCACGAUGGUGUCAGCUACAUGAUUCACUCCAUCGAGUUCGUGGAGGAGAGCGCGUCCAACAGAUUCGUCGAACGAAGUGCUGCUGCCAAACAUCAGCGCAUCAAAGACGAUCUCGCUCGUAGAAAAGAAGCAGCGGAAAGUCUGCUUGGGUUACUGCAGGGUUCGAGAGGGAACAUGACUCCUGCUAGUUCUAAUGUCUCUGUCGGUGCU
This is a messenger RNA of Aureobasidium musti, 2794 nucleotides long. The record is from the annotation of a GenBank genome assembly. Lineage: Eukaryota; Fungi; Ascomycota; Dothideomycetes; Dothideales; Saccotheciaceae.